AUGAGUUAGACAAUGAUGUUAGUGAUACAGAAUUCAUUAAUUUUGAUAACAUGUUAGAAGAGGAUGAUAAUGAUGAUGAUGAUGAAGAUGGAGAUAAUGUAGACGAUCUAGUAAAAAAAACAAGAAGAUGGCAUAAAAAGUUACGACCUAUGCUGGCAGAAGCUCAUGCUAGAAGUACCUUUGAUGUUUAUGAAUUAGGUACUGAGAUAAUCAAUAAAAUACUGGAAGUUGAAAGCAAGAACAGGGUGUGUACAUUUCAAGAUAUAAUGGAAGGCAAGGAUUGGUCAUAUGUUGCGCGAUAUAUUUUAGCCGCAUUAUUGUUGAUAAAUCAACGAAAUAUCGAUAUAAUUAAAGAUGGGCAAGCCGUGCUAGAAGAUCGUGUAUUUAUGUCUCAUGAAAUAUCAUUCAAGUUGUUAACUACAAAACGACAUGAAGUUGCAAUUGAGGAUAACAUUGGAAUGGUUGGCAAAACCAAACAAAAUAUCGUACAAGAAUUACCACACAAACGCAUUGAACCAAAACCAGUUAAAGUGCUUAAAGCAUUAACGCCACGUACAGUGGAACCAUCCACUUCGACUCCAAUACCUACUAAAAGAAUUUUACUUGAAGGUAAUAAGAAAGCUCCCUCGUCGACACAGUUAAAACGUAACAAUAUCGUUACAAUCAACGCGUCGACUGCUAAACGAGUUUGUAUUGAUACUGAAUUAAAAACACUUUUAAACGACGUAACGCCUAUUAGAAAUAUUAGCAAAAUACGUCGUUUGACUAUGGAUAUAGAUUCUGGUGUCCAUACACUAGACGAAACCAGUAGUCAGAGUAAUUGCUAGUAUUAAAAUAUUGCAUUUCCGUAAUGCAAUUAAUCCGUAAUGGUACAUGUUUGUGAUUAGUUUUAAGCGAUAUGUAUGUAUAAUGUAUAUAGUAUAGUAUAUAUAUAGUAUAACAUAAAAUUGUAAAAAGUACAAAAGACUAAUAAUCGGAUUUACCGAUUUUUGGUUUACAUCGAUUUAUGCAAAUAAUGUAAAUUGUUGUAGCAAUUAAAAGAAAAGGUGGAGAUUGAUACAAUCUACAAAGUAC
This is a messenger RNA of Teleopsis dalmanni, 1074 nucleotides long. Its product is annotated as condensin-2 complex subunit H2-like. The record is from RefSeq and is a predicted model, not a curated record. The transcript is spliced from 3 exons. Gene Ontology annotation, cellular component: nucleus; condensin complex. Gene Ontology annotation, biological process: meiotic chromosome condensation; mitotic sister chromatid separation. The coding region runs from base 51 to 827 and encodes 258 amino acids. Gene Ontology annotation, molecular function: chromatin binding. NCBI's taxonomy places the organism in Eukaryota, Metazoa, Arthropoda, Insecta, Diptera, Diopsidae.